AUGGGGACUCAGACUUGGAACAUCAAACUUUUUUGGUCCCGUGAAAAUCUUCAACCAAGUUUGAUUCAGAUGAACCCACAUUUGGAUGACAUAAUGGACAUCAUGGAGAUUGCUUGUUUAUUACGGGUCUCACAUCUGUUGCAGACCACUACCGAAGCCAGUGGUGUGGGUGAUGAGAAGAACUUCUAUGGCCGUCGGCAUGGCUACGAGGGUGGCCUCGGCCAUGAUAUCUACAGCAAGGGGUUUAGGCAUGAGUUUGGUCAUGGGAGGCUCGGAAGUGGUGGAAGCUUAAGUGGUGGUUUUGACGGUGAAGCCGGAGGUGGACUCGGUGGAGGAGCUUGUGGCCUUGGUGGUGGAGCCGGCGGUGGGCUUGGUGGAGGUGGUGGUCUUGGCGAUGGCGGAGGGCUCGGAGGCAUUGGUGGAAUUGGAGGUGGAGCUGAAGGAAGCACUGGCGGUGAAUCCGGGGGUGCACUUGGAGGAGGUGCCGGAGCUGGAGGAGGGAUUGGUGGUGGAGCAACGGGACGUGGCUUCGGUGGUGGAGUGGGAGUUGGCGGGGGCCUUGGAAGCGGCGGCGGCGGAUUCGGGGUUGGAUUCGGGGCUGGUGGAGGGUUUGGUGCAGGUGUUGGGUUUGGCGGAGGCUUUGGUGGAGGGUCUGGUGGUGGUGGUGGUGGAGGAGUAGGACUUGGUGGCGAUGCCGAGGCUGGGUUCGGAGGUGGUCACUGA
Messenger RNA from Musa acuminata AAA Group (dessert banana), 723 nucleotides. RefSeq lists its product as uncharacterized. The transcript has 2 exons. The coding region runs from base 1 to 723 and encodes 240 amino acids. The record is from RefSeq and is a predicted model, not a curated record. Lineage: Eukaryota; Viridiplantae; Streptophyta; Magnoliopsida; Zingiberales; Musaceae.